Hypoxylon trugodes is the source of this 2457-nucleotide messenger RNA. RefSeq lists its product as uncharacterized. Bases 580 to 2265 code for a protein of 561 amino acids. The transcript has 2 exons. The record is from RefSeq and is a predicted model, not a curated record. NCBI's taxonomy places the organism in Eukaryota, Fungi, Ascomycota, Sordariomycetes, Xylariales, Hypoxylaceae.
CGGUACCUUCUUCGAACACUGUGCCGCUGCGAUCGCCUUCAAGAGGAGCGAUGGCUGGAGGCAUUCUAGUAUUGCUAUGCCUUAGCUUAUCAGAUAGAUCACAUCACAAAUGACAGUUUAAGGAGUUGAAAGUUCUAGGUUGCUUUUUUCGUGUCAGUAAUGUACCCAAGCCCGCGUGAGCAUUCCAAGUUCGCCUGGCAUAGCCCCGCGUCGGACAUAAAGUAAAGCAAACUCCCGCUGUAUUUCUGCAUUUUCAUCAUCUCAAACUACAUACUAGUACCUAACCCUAUGUACUUGCUGACUGGAAGUACUGGACGAGUCGGGCAAAAACAACACCAGCUGCCUGUCAUUAAUCGCCACAAAUCCCACGCGAUUCUAGAAUUCUCAUUUAUACGUUGAAGGGAUAAGCCUCGAUGACUGGAUGCCUUGUUCAUUUACGUUCGGCGCCAAGCCACCCGGCGCGUCUGCCCGGUCGACUCCCAACUCCCCUAUACAAGUUAACGGGGCUGCCCAGGACAUAGCCUUCGUCCGUUUGCCCGCUACGUAUAAUUCCAAUUCUUGUUGAUACUACCACGAAGAAUGAAUUCCCAGAUCACGGCCCCCUUUCCAGCCUCGUCCGGUGACCCGUCUCGACGAUUACCUUAUGUAGACUAUAUUCGGUCGUGCUAUCGGAAUGACCCGGAGGCGUUUAGCUACUAUGAAGAACUUGUCGAUUAUAUCGAGAAAAUCACGAAGAAAUCUUCCAAUUUGUGUGAGGAAAGGCCAAGGGUAUUCGAAGCCCAGUCGGUUAUGUCUCCCAUAUCAUAUCCGGCUCUGUUUCCAUUCGAUCCCUUGGAAUGGUCCGCUCACUCGGAGAAACCGCGCAUAGUGAUGUUAGAGGGAUUUCCAUCCCCCGAUGCUGUUCUGCAGCUGGCUUAUAGAUGGAACCUGCGCCCAGAAUUCUUCAUAGGGCACAUCUUUGGCAGCCAAAACAGCCAACGUGGGUUCUACAGCAUCCCGACUUUGCCCUCGAGACAAGAGAACAUCAUACGCAUCCACUUCAGCAGUUUGGUUAAAUCCUUGGCCGAAGGGACCGGCCUAGCUUCGUACCUGGAGAAGAAGUCGGAGGUGGAAGAAGCCUGUCGGCAGUAUGAAAAACGACUCCUUAGCGGGGAUCGAUACGGCGUGACUAGAUAUCGGGAAAUUCAUCAGCAUGAUACAUACUACUGUAGCGUAGAACAUAUCACAUCCUUCACGGUCGUUGUGAACAAAUCGUCAUGGGUCGCAGUUUAUCUCACGGAUCAGGGCAAAUCCCUCCUCGAAGACGUCCCCCUCCCUUGGUCAACAUAUCACGGUGGCGCCGCCUCACUCAAAAGUGGAACCGCAGUCGGUACUGUUCCAAUCGUCCCAUACAACGCCCCCAUCACCCCCAAACCCUUCGAGUACCACCACGCGGCCCGAAAUACGUCCCCCUCAUCCUCCCCCUCUCUCCCCCCAGAAAACACCAAUAACCACAACCGAAGUGGUUGCUCCUCCUCAGCCGCAUCUUUCGGGCAGCUUCAUCCACCACGGAAUAUCGUCGUCCACGACGAAAUCGACAUGCGUCUCCUAUCCGAAGACCCCUUUUACUUGCUGGCUUGCCUAUUCACAACUUCUGCGCUUUCUUUCGUUCAGCUCCUCAACUAUCUUUCCGUAAGCGUCUCCGAGUGUCGCAGUACCGAAAUUUCCCUCCUGAACGUCAAACUCGAGCGCCUGCGCCACUGCGUCAGAAUCAUCCAUCGUGUUGAGUCUGCCCUCGAUGAGAACAUGCACUGGAUAAUUCAAGGCGGCUGUGCCUCGUGGCCUCGAGUGCGCCCCGGAACGGAUACUGCUGCACGAAAAGCGGCUCUACAGACGAGGCUGCGAACUGACCACGAGGCGCUACAUCAACGGUGCAUUAUAAUGAGGCAGGAGUGCGAUUCUGCGAUGUUGUUCCUUGUGGACUACUCGCAGUUGCUCUGUGGAGAAAGAGGCAUCGCGCAGGAGGGCGAGGUCCAUGGAUUGAAUAAGCUAGCCUCGUUUUUCGUGCCGUUAGCAUUUGUCGCGACGUUGUUUGGUAUGAAUGUGAAAGAACUGCAGGGGAAUUCCGUAUCGUUAUGGACGUUUGUAACAGUAGCGGUUGUGGUUUCGGCGGCAACGUAUGCUACCAUAUUUUGGCCUACGGUACGGCAUUGGUUGAGCAUGACGCGGAGAAAAAUGGGGUUGAAAGGGAAGAGGGCUCCGCAGACAAGAGAUGUUGAUGCUUAACGACCGUCAUUUGGGUAAUACACUGCCUACUAUGGAAGUAAGCCGUGUCGUUUAUCGUCUCGCCUUUAGAGGCUUCUUUAUUUCAUCCCGUUUCUGAUCUAGGAAUAUACGCUUUCUCGAAUAAGACGUCUCAGAUCACUACGCAGAAUUUAGUUGUACCAUGUCCACUUGGGCAUGGAGUGACUAAGUCAC